UUUUGCUUUCAGUGCAUAAAGCAGCUGGACGUUGUGAUUUAUUACCAGAUUGGCAUGACACAGUCUAAUUCUUCUACGUAUAUGCACGCAGUUGAUGGACACGGAGACAAAGAGCGACUAGGCUUCUUCUUCGUGCGCAAGCAAGCCACGGCGUACAGCCUAGUUUCAAAAAAGGCCACGGCGUACAGCCUCGUUUCAAAAAAAGCCGCGGCAUACAGCAACCCGUGCUUCUACACCACCCCGGUCGGGUUCUGGAAGAUCCGUGGUCCGCCGUCCCGCGUGAAGCACGACGGCCUCACCGUGGCCUUCAAGACGUCGAUGGACUUCUACCGCGGCAGGGCGCUGCACGGGUGCAAGACCCAGUGGAGCAUGUUCGAGUACAAGCUCAACGCGGACCGAGAAGACCUCAGGAACCUCGCCCGGCCAUGGAUGAACUCCUACGUCGUGUGCAAGGUUCGCAAGAGGGACUGUCGCCGAGACGCCAAGGGCGGAGAGGUGGAGGCUGCGCCGGCGGCGCCAUCCAAGGCGAAAGGGUUGUGGCGGCGCCCCGCACCGUUGUCAGGAUCCCCUCGUGGGAAGCCAAACUCAAGGAGACACAUCGGACAGAUGGACAAGAUAGUUGUGCCGAAGCGCGAUGUAAUACUACUAGAUUGGAAGCAGAAGGAGGCGAUGGGGGCUCCGGAACUAGAGGGCGACGAACCAGGCCUACUUCUUGGGAAGCGCAAGCGUCCUGCUACAUUUUAGGAUGAAUCCUGCCCUUUCGAGCUCGUAAGCUCUAAGUUUCUAACCAAAGUUGUAGACACUAGUAGUUUUAGUGGUUUUAUGUUUCAUGAUCCAUAGGUUUAAAUAAACGAAUAGAUGCAGAGUGCAGGUUGUGCAUAAUUGUCGGUUACUACAUCUCUUGUAUAUCAUAAGACUAUGCACAUAUGGCCGUGCGUUGCAACUUUUUGUAUCCAGCAGUGUGCCACAGCGUGCCACUAUGUGAAAGUAAAGUUGUCUUACUAUAAAAGAAAAAAAUACAGAUAUCUAGCUUCAAAAAUGGAGGGAAAACUUUGCCAAACUUGCAAAAGUGGUUGCAUUUUCUUGCUUUUAGCAACUUAAUAUUACUUGUGUGAGGUGUGUAGAUCAGUAGAUGAUCUGAAAACUACGGCUCCUAUGACCUGAAGAUAUAGAAAAAGCUUGAUUCAAGUAUGAAGGAAACUUCUGUCAAACUUUCUCUUUGGCCAUCCCGAGGUACAGUGGCCAUCCCGAGGCGAUUGAAGCGCUAGGAUAUCGGGCCGAUCUGAGCUCGAGCUCAGACACGAAUUUUCCAAUGGAUGCAACGUAUUGUUUCUCUUUGCAUGACUAGCAAUGAUUUUUCUCUGUGCAAUCAGUGAAGACACAAGAUGAAUGUAGCACCCCAACGUCAUAAAUUGCUUGGCCUUAAAAAAGGACGUUGCAUAUAGCCCUCCGGCCCAAUAAACUGGACAAAGUGGGUAUUGACGAUUUGAUGCAGACAAAAAUUCUCAUAGCAUGUGAUAACAUGACGGUUUAGGGAGGUGAUUGCAAGGAUAAAUGAGUUCCAAUCUUGUUUACUAGUGCAUGAAUCUCGUCGAAGGAAAUAUGAAGCUGAUAGUAUAGCAAAGUUUUCUUUAUCAUUAAGUUUAGGUUGACAUGUUUGGCUUAUUGAGCCACAUGAUGCUGUAACGAACUAUUCCUUCCAGAUUGAGCAAUAAAGUACAACAUUUACCCCUAAACAAGAUAUAUAGUACUCCGCCCUUUCAAAAAAGAUGGAUAUCUUAGUUUCUACGUUUCUCUAUGCUAUAUUAUGUAUUAGAAAAAGCAUAACGAGCCAAUUCAUACAAGGCCACCUAUGACCUACGACUUUAUGAGCCAAUGGUGUAGUAUAAACAAUUCUCUUGACUUUCUUUGUUUGCGAGUUAUUGAUCAUGUGCUCAUUUUACAAUGGAGGAAGUACGGGCUACGAUAGUCGGCUAUUAUCUUUUAUUUUUCUUGAGGGAGUCUUUUCGAAUUGUAAGCUGGAAAUGGAUUGCGAUACCCUUCCCUGAGCAGGGCCUGUCUGGACUUGUAAUUUAUGGGUUGGGCUUGGUUCUGCUCAUCAUAUACAAAAGACUUAACAAUUUUCACAAAAUUUAAAAACGUUCAUGAAUCCAAAAUAUUGAUGAAUUUAAAAAAUGCUAAUAAAUUCAAAAAUGUUCAUGCGUUUUUUAGAAAAAAUAGAAAUUUGCAAAACUACUCCUAGGUUUUAAAAAUUAUUCAUGAAUUUUAUAAUUUUAGAAUAAAAUAUCUUAAAGGAGAAAUAAAAUGGAAAACUGUAAGAAACCCGGUAAAAACCAAGAGAAAACAAAGAAAGAAAAAGGCCGAAACCUUUUCCAAACCGUGCAGAAACUUUCAGGUGGAAUCGUACAUAGAGUUUCCUAAUUGGACCAGCCCAUGUGGCCAGAAGGAAUGCACGCUUUCUAUGGUAUAUGAAAUAUGAAAUCACUAAUUAAGAAGCACUCAUGUCUUAAGAAAAACUAAUUAAGAAGCACUCUUUGUAAAGGUCACUCCCACCUCCCAGAUUGCGACAACUUGUCGCAACCUUGGAGUUUUUCUUUUUUUUUCAUAGAUUAAUUUAUUUAAAACAUUUUCUCUCCUAAACCGUGAGUCCAAAUCUCAAAUCGUUUUACCAUGGGAUUCCUCGUGUCGAUAUCUUCAAAACUAGAUCGCUUGUUGAUAGGUUUCGACAAAAAAAAUCACAAAACAAAUCGGACGAAAAACCAAACUGGGAGCAUGUCUUUUCCCUUUCCGAAGAGGCACAACUGUGACUCUCGUGGAAGCAAAUCCGUGCCUCCACAAGAAGUAAAUCUGUGUCUCUCGUGGAAGGAAAAAUGUUUUUUUUUUCUUUCCCGAGGUUGUGCCUCUCACGGAAACAAAUCCAUACCUGAACUAGAAGUAAAUCUGUGCCUCUCACGAAAAAAAUGUGUUUUUUUUCUUUCCCGAGAGGCACACCCUGCCUCUCGAGAAAGCAAAUUCACGCCUCCGAGAGAAGUAAAUCUGCAACUCUCAGACCGUGCCUGUCACAGAAAAAAUUCGUGCCUGCACAAGAAGUAAAUUUGUGCCUCUCGCGGAAGAAAAAAAAACCUUUUUUCCUGUCCUGAGAGGCACUCGCGGAAGUAAAUCCAUGCCUCCACGAGAAAUAAAUCUGUGGCUCUCGGGGAAGGAAGAAAAAAA
Messenger RNA from Triticum aestivum (bread wheat), 3213 nucleotides. RefSeq names its product NAC domain-containing protein 45-like. The record is from RefSeq and is a predicted model, not a curated record. The coding region runs from base 55 to 744 and encodes 229 amino acids. Gene Ontology annotation, biological process: regulation of DNA-templated transcription. The transcript is spliced from 2 exons. Gene Ontology annotation, molecular function: DNA binding. NCBI's taxonomy places the organism in Eukaryota, Viridiplantae, Streptophyta, Magnoliopsida, Poales, Poaceae.